Belonocnema kinseyi is the source of this 1833-nucleotide messenger RNA. RefSeq lists its product as uncharacterized. Lineage: Eukaryota; Metazoa; Arthropoda; Insecta; Hymenoptera; Cynipidae. The record is from RefSeq and is a predicted model, not a curated record. The transcript is spliced from 4 exons. Bases 25 to 1335 code for a protein of 436 amino acids.
UUUUUUGAUAGAGCUGUUAUAAAUAUGAUUUUUGGAACAAUAAGCAGAGUAACGGAGGCAUCGGACUCCAGCUUCUACAAUAUCACACAAGGUGAGACGAACCGCAAUCCCCAUUUUGAGAUCAGCCUGGAAAUUGAGGAUGGAUUUGGUAUCGCCAGUAGUUCGACCCUAGCAGCCAAUGAACAAAGCCAAGGAGUUGCGGCCCUCCUGGUGAUGUUGGCUGUCCUCUCUUUUAUUUUUGCCUACUGCUGUUGGGGGACCCCCUUCUGCAGAAACCUCUGCAAAAAAUAUUGUUGUUGCCAUUUGGAAGAUCCGGAAACCGACGUUCGAUUGGGAAACAGUGAUCAGGGGAUGGUCGCUACUCCCACGAUAAUUCUUCUGCCUCAUGGAAGGAUGUUAGUGGUGGAUGGAACUGUUUUUAGUCAAUUUCAGACUGACAACACAGGAUUGGAUCUAGUUGAACUAGGUGAAAGUGUCAUAAGAUCACAAAGAAAUCCAAGAACUGUAACUCGUCACCAACUGCAGAGUAGUCAAGGUAGUGUCCUAACAACUGACGGGGAGUCACAAAGUAAAGAUAGUAGUUGGUCUUUAGCUGGGUUUCCACCCCCAACAUACGAGAGCAUCUACGGAAAAGAAGAAGGAAUUGUCCCCCCUUCUUAUUCGGACAUUCUUCUUCACAGAUUCGCUACCCUGCCUUACGACAUAGACAUGCGAAAUGCUUACAACGGGAGCAAAGAAGAAUUAGAGAUGCGAUCGCUCGGAAGUGGGAGCUGUCCACACAUAAUACCAAAUCCAAUAAACAGUCCCUACUCACGGGCGAAUAAUUUCUCGGGUCAGAGCAUCGCCUGUGCAAACCUGUCUCGAAAUCCUUCCCUCAUCAGCAAUCCUCUUGACGGUUACUAUCUAAACAACGAAAUGGAAUGUUUCCGAAACGAACAAGAUGUUCCGCGAGUAAAUAGCUACCUCAACAUCAACACAAUCUCUUCUCUCUACAAUCGAGUUAGUUCGAAUUCCGGAGAAGAGCUAGAAUUCUCGAGUAACGAAAGAAGGCAUCCAACUAUCAUAGGCGGAAACAAUUUUCAAAACGAGAUUAUCAACACGAGAAAUAUAGUCAGGCACGAGCCUGAAUCAAACUUUAGACUCGAAGUCAAUCAGAGUUUUCGAAAUUCGGAAAAUGAAAGGAGACGGGAAGAUCUGGAUGUUAGAUAUAACAAUGUUAGAACAACGAGAGAAGGAAAUUUAAUUAGUAGACCUCGAUCUGAAGUUGAUUUGGUCGAUUCUGAGGAACCGAGUGAUUUUCAAGUUUUGGCUGAUAUUCGAGAAAGUCGAGUUUAAAUUACUAAAGAAAAAAAGGUGCUUUUUUAUUAAUAGAAGGCUUUAGCAUUUUGAAAAUUGUGUACUUGCAUUACGAAAAUUAGCAAGACUCUUCAAUUUCCAGUGUCUUCAGUUCAUAAACUACUUUAAUUCGGUUUGCUUUCAAAUUAAAAGAAAAGUAAACUGGCAAAAUUUCCGUGUAGCUGAAAGCUAGUGCUUCGCGUUUUGCUGGUUAAAAGUUUAAACAAUUUAAAAAAUGUCUACGUUUAAAUUAUUAAAUAUUUUACUUGAGCAAGGUCUAUUUGGUUAAAAUUACCAUAGUUUUCAAGUUCUUUUUUUUAAACUGCCCGCCUACAAAAAGAAGCCAAAAAAAGAUUUUUUUAACUAUAUCACUCACUGGCUUCACAGGUAAAAAUGCCGGAAAAGCAAGGGUUUCACCAAAUUAUUGUGUGUAUUAUAUUAAAUUCAAUUUAAAUACCUUAAUUUUUUGCAUUUCCAGUAAAAAUAUUGAACUUUCCA